AGCUGCUGCACCAAGAGGGGACCAUUUCCCCCCAAGACCCAGACACAGCUCUUGCUCCCCCGGAGCGGACAAUGCACUGCAGCUGCCUGGCUGAGGGCAUCCCCGCCAUCGCCUCCCGUAACCUCUGGAUCUCAGGCCUGGCCUUCCCCGACUGGGCCUACAAGGCCGAGUCGUCCCCGGGCUCCCGGCAGAUCCAGCUGUGGCACUUCAUCCUGGAGCUGCUGCAGAAGGAGGAGUUCCGCCAUGUCAUCGCCUGGCAGCAGGGAGAGUACGGGGAGUUUGUCAUCAAGGAUCCAGACGAGGUGGCCCGCCUCUGGGGCCGCAGGAAGUGCAAACCACAGAUGAAUUAUGACAAGCUGAGCCGGGCCCUCAGGUAUUACUACAAUAAGAGGAUCCUGCACAAGACCAAAGGCAAAAGGUUCACUUACAAGUUCAACUUCAGCAAGCUCAUCGUAGUCAACUACCCUCUGUGGGAGGUGCGGGCACCGCCAUCCCUCCACUUGCUGCUGGGGGCCCCUGCUCUGUUUCGACCAGCCCUGGUGCCCAUGGGUGUACAGAGUGAGCUCCUGCAUAGCAUGCUGUUCAGCCAUAGGGCCAUGGCAGAGCAGCUGGCUGGACAGCGGACCCCUCAAGGACCACCAGAGGCCUCCGGGGACAAGAAGGGAAGCGGCAGCAUUGUCCACCGACUUGGCUCUGCCCCAGCCCCCUGCCGGCUCAGCCCUUGCUGCCAUUUGGGGAGCCCCCACGAUGAGCCUCCCAGUUUUGCCUCCUUCACCCCUCCCCUGCCACCCCCUGUCCCCUCUGACUGGCCCCACCUCUCAGGGCCUUUUUUGCCCCCUGUCCCUGCAGGGCAGCACUUCCCAGGGUCCUCCAUGCCGGACACCCUGCUCCCAGGACCCGCAGGGGCCCCAGGGGCCCGGCAUUUUCCCGGCCUUCCUCUGUUGGCCGGGCUGGCGCAGGGGGCUGGGGAGAGGCUCUGGCUCUCACGCCUGAGGCCCGAGGGGCUGGAGGUAAAGCCUGAUCCCACGAUGGAUCCCAGGGAGGGCUUCUCCUCAGAGAGGCAGGAACCCUACAUUGUAGAGGAAAGUCCUGUGUCCCCCAAUCUGGAGAACUUCAAAGCAGUGUGGCCCUUGGAUCCUCCUUAAUGGGGGAGGAAGCUGUGAAGUGGGGGUGUGUCCCCCAAACUCCAUCUCACCUCUUACCUACCUCCCUUCUGGCUUUGCUCCUUCCCCUGGCUGGAAACAGCUUUAAAUUGUAGAAUGAUCUGAAGGAACGGAGUUGCACCCAAGGAGAUGGGGGGCAUCACAGGGAAAAAGCGAAUGUGGGGAUGGGGAAAACUGAGGCAGAGUGCCCCCUCCCACCAAAUUGCUAAUCAGAUUAAGGAGACCUUCUUAAUCUCAACUUUUUUUGAGGGAGAAUGAGAAUAAGGUUUCCACAGGUUUCCAUCAUUUGAAAGACCCCAUACCUGCCCACGUGAGACGGGAAAUUAAG
Molecule: messenger RNA, 1491 nt
Organism: Balaenoptera acutorostrata (minke whale)
Lineage: Eukaryota; Metazoa; Chordata; Mammalia; Artiodactyla; Balaenopteridae
Gene: ETV3L
Product: ETS variant transcription factor 3 like
Exons: 6
Coding region: 72-1145 (357 amino acids)
Biological process (GO): cell differentiation; regulation of transcription by RNA polymerase II
Cellular component (GO): nucleus
Molecular function (GO): sequence-specific DNA binding; DNA-binding transcription factor activity, RNA polymerase II-specific
Source: RefSeq, a predicted model, not a curated record